Molecule: messenger RNA, 2880 nt
Organism: Vespula pensylvanica (western yellowjacket)
Lineage: Eukaryota; Metazoa; Arthropoda; Insecta; Hymenoptera; Vespidae
Gene: EloA
Product: transcription elongation factor B polypeptide 3
Exons: 9
Coding region: 154-2406 (750 amino acids)
Biological process (GO): transcription elongation by RNA polymerase II
Cellular component (GO): nucleus; elongin complex
Source: RefSeq, a predicted model, not a curated record
UUAUUACAUUUUAUAAAACUGUGAUUUUAAGAAAUAAAUUCAAGAUAAAUACAAUAGUAAUUUUUGUAUCUUAAGUAUAGUAAAAAAUCAGUGCAUGUAUGUGGUAACCCUGUAUAGACGAUCAGUAGCAGCUAGCAGCUGGCAGUUACAACGAUGUCUGUUGUGGAGAAAAUACAGCAUUGUCAGCGAAAUAUUAAAAAAUGUUGCGAUAACGAAGAUAAGAUGCUGCAUUAUAUUCAAAGAUUAUAUACGUUACCAGUAACAGUGCAACAUCUUCAAGAUACAGGAGUAGGUCGUACUGUUAAUGCUUUAAGAAAAUAUGAAGGUGGUGUAGGAGAUGCUGCUAAAGCUUUAGUAGCAAAGUGGAAAGCUAUGGUUGCUGACGAAGAAACUAGUGAUGGUGAAGACGAAGAUGAAGCUUGCGUUCCUGAUGCUCCUGAAAGUUAUGAUAGUCCGGAAUCCCCAAAAUUAAAGGAAAAACAGAAAGCUGACAGUACAAUGAAAAUAUCAAGACGCAAAAGUGAUAGUUCGAAACAUAGAUCUCAACAAAAACCAGAAAAAAAUUAUGUAUCAGAGCAUAAUUCAAAACAUUCUAGUAAAUCAGAUAUAAAAGUAAAAUCUGAAAAUGAAUCUAAUAUAAAUAAAGAAUCAUCAAAACAUUUAAAAAAUGAAUCACAAAAAGAAAAACAUGAUAAAAGUCAUAGUUCUAAGCAUGAAUCAAAACAAGAAAAACGACUUAAUUCCAAUGAUAUAAAGAAUAGCAGUUCUACGCAUUUAAAAAAAUCUAGUGAUAAAUUAUCGCAUAACAGUAAAUUAGACAGUAAUACAGGUGACAAUGAAGAGAGUAAUAAAAAAAGAAAAUUAGAUAGUUCCAAUAGUGGAAGAAAGAAAAGUAAACGAAGGAAACAUUCUGAAAAUGAAAGUGAAGAAGAUAGAUCUAUUUAUCAUGCAGAAAAACAGAGUACUGAUGAAUUUGAAACUGAACUAAAUAAAAAAACAGAAGUCUUGUCAAAGCAGGAUGUCUUAAAUAAAGUUGAAUCUAAAAGUGAAAAAAAUAAAUCCCGUGAGAAAGGAAAACAAAGUUCUAGUAAAGAGGAAAAAGUUCAUAACGACAAAAACAAAAAGAAAUCAGAUGAAAAUAGAGAAAAACAAAAAACAAAGGACAGUCAUCAUUCUAAUAAAAGUUCUACAUCAAAAAGCCAUCAUAGUUCUAGUAAUAAAGAUCAUGUUAAAGAUAAGGAUAAAACUAAAAGAAAAGAGAGCGAAGAAAAAAAACAUAAGCAUCAGAGUAAAAAUAGUUCUGAUACGAAAGAAACCAAAUCUGGUUUUAAGGAAACAAAGGAAAAAGUUAAAAUCAAACAAGAAAUCAAUGGGGAUGAAGGAAUCGACUGUAACUCUGGUGCAAGUUUUGCAGAAGCUCUUGGAAUGUGUACAGUUGCACCUUCGUUAAGAAAACGUCAUAAUAACUCUCCCAAUUUAAGUUCUGCAAAAGUUAUUAAGUUAGAAACAAAUAUAUCAUCUACAUUAAACAACAAAAAACAAUCUUCUGUAAAAAACGAGCCUACAAGCAGUGACAGUUUACAUCCAUUGUCCCUUUUAUCGCCAAAUGUAAAAUUAGAGCCAUUAAGUGUGAACCUGGCAUCUACAUUACCUGAAAUAAGUCCUAAUUAUAAACCACUGCCAUACAUUAAUCCUGUACAUCGUAAAGAAGAAGAUAAGGUUCUUAGUGAUGUGAUUCAUGUUAAAAACCAAAGGACCAAAGUGUACUCUGGAAAUAAAACUGGUUAUACAAGUGUACCUUCUCUUUAUGAAAUUUGCAUAAGAGUAUUGAUAGAAAAUAUUGAUGCACUUGAAUUUACUGGUGGUGUUCCAUAUGACAUAAUAAAGCCAGUGUUAGAACGAGCUACACCAGAUCAAUUAUUUAUGUUAGAACAUUAUAAUCCUUAUCUGAUAGAUGAUACAGAUGCUUUAUGGCAAUUUCAUUGUAACCGGGAAUUCAGAAAUAAACAGAGAGAAGAAAUGGAAACAUGGCGUGAGAUGUAUAUGCGUUGUUUGGAUGAGAGAGAGGCAAAACUGAAAACAUUAACAGCCAAUAUAAAGCAGUCUAUAGAUAAAACUGUACCAUUACGAUCAACUAAACUUGCAUAUGUUGAUAAUGUUGUUAAGCCUCCUAGAAAUGUUUUAAAAAAACAAGCUAAGUAUGGGACAGCUAAUUCAGUUCCUACGUCUACAUCUGAUUUGAAAAAAAAAUUGAUUAUCGGCGGUGGACCUACUGCAGCAACUAAUAUAUCUGUACCACCACCUCCAAUGAAUCGAGUUAAAUCAUCUUCGGCCAUGACAAAGAAGACAAAAGCACCUCUUAUGGCGAAAGCUUUACAAUUAAUAAAAGGGCGUUACAAACGGUAGUUUGUAUAAACAUUUGUAUGUAUAUUCUAACUAUAAUGUAUAGACAAUGUUUCCACUAUGUCAUAUUUUUUUAAAUUAUGUUGUGAUAUGAGUAAUAUACUUGUAUCUCGAGAAAAAAUAUGUUACAAGAUUAUUUUACAUUUAUAUUUUGGUAAUAUUAAUUCUUAAUUUAUACAUAUAUAAAUAUAUGUAUAUGUAUCUUUAUAGAAGCAUCAGCAUUUAAGAGAAUUAUUGAAAAAAAAAGCAGAAAGAAAAUUGUUAGAAAAUCAUGAUCUACUUGAUUGUAUUAGUAAAAUGUUAAUUUGGCUGCAUAUAAUAAUGUAUAACUGUUUUUAAAAAUUUAUUUGCUUCCACAUUUUAGUAUGUGUUUUGUACUAAAUAUAAAUGUUUGUUUUGUGACAUUAAAACGGAGACGUGCAAAUUUUUAGUUUAAAAAGAAAUGAAACUGAAAUUGAAAUUUUCCUAUUACUGCUA